Clunio marinus is the source of this 237-nucleotide messenger RNA. Lineage: Eukaryota; Metazoa; Arthropoda; Insecta; Diptera; Chironomidae. The record is from the annotation of a GenBank genome assembly.
AUGGUUGCUAGUCCACAGGGCUUUCAAAAUGACAUCAGAGGUUUUGUCCCUAAUUCCAGGUGGGAAAAUGAAGAGAUUUAUAGGGAUUGUUGGAGUUGGUCACUCAUGGUCCUCUUAUGCGCCCUUUUGUUGCCGUCGAGAGUGUCGUUCGGAGAAAAAUCUGAACCCGAAACUUUGAGCUUUUUUCAAUGCUCCCACAGCACUUCGCAAGGGAGUUCACAGUUUGCACCUUGCUGA